Bradysia coprophila is the source of this 1680-nucleotide messenger RNA. Its product is annotated as putative inorganic phosphate cotransporter. Gene Ontology annotation, cellular component: membrane. Gene Ontology annotation, molecular function: transmembrane transporter activity. NCBI's taxonomy places the organism in Eukaryota, Metazoa, Arthropoda, Insecta, Diptera, Sciaridae. Gene Ontology annotation, biological process: transmembrane transport; monoatomic anion transport. The record is from RefSeq and is a predicted model, not a curated record.
ACAAAAUAAUUAGUCUUCAAAAACUGUUUCAAGUAGCAAGUACAGUUUGUUUGUCGCUUAGACAACCAAUAAAGGUGUCUCUCACAAAUCCAUUUUCACGGUUGUAUACAGCUAUAUGCAUACGCAAUGACAACAAUAAAUAUUUUUGAUAAAAUACCGUCACGGCUGAUGACUGGAGUUAUGAUAUUCUUUGCAACUUUCUUCUCAUACAUGCUUCGAAAUGCCAUGUCCAUAAACAUUCUAGCAAUGGUUAAGCCAACUAAUCUAAAUGAGAAUGAGAAUGGAACGAUUACGGACCCACCAAAUUACGGACCAGAAAGGUUGGACUGGUCGGCUUAUCAGCAAAGUUUGUUACUCGGUUCAUUCUUCUGGGGAUAUGCCAUAACGCCACUACCUAGCGGAGUUUUGUCUGACAAAUUUGGUGGCCGUCGCUUAGUCGGUUAUUCAUUUUUGAUCAGCUGCAUCCUAGAAGCCGUAACUCCGGUAGCUUCUGCAUCUUUUUGGGUAUCUUUUAUGGUCCGGUUUCUGAUUGGAUUCUUUUCGGGCACACUGUAUCCAGCAUUACACAAGCUCGUUUCAAAGUGGGCACCACCCGAAGAAAAAGGAAAAUUCGUAAGUGCAUUGGUCGGUGGUGCGAUUGGGACAGUGGUCACAUGGUCGGUAGCUGGCUAUCUGGUAGAGUCCGUUGGUUGGGACUACGCAUUUUACGUGCCAGCAAUAUUAUCGGGGUGUUUUACAAUCGUUUGGUUUAUUACGACAUUCGACGAUCCUGCUAGCCAUCCACGAAUAUCGACGGAAGAGAAAGAGUACAUUGAAAAUUCGUUACUUGGUGUCACGUACACAAAGCGCUGGCCGCCAUUGGUACAUGUCUUUAAGUCCAUACCAUUUUGGGCUUUGCUAAUUUUACAUUAUGGCAAUCUCUGGGGACUGUACUUCCUAAUGACUGCGGCCCCGAAAUACAUGAACGAGGUGCUAGGAUUCAAUUUAUCGAAAUCCGGUAUCUUGGCCAGUCUACCAUAUCUGGCGAGAUUUUUCGCAGGAUUCAUUUUCGGAUCGAUCGGAGAUCUGAUUCGGAAGAAGCAAUGGUUCGAAGUCACAACCAUCAGGAAGUCAUUCUGCUUAUUCUCUCAUAUCAUUCCCGGACUAUUUCUUAUUGCUCUGCCCUAUGUCAAUGAGAGACCAGCUGUUUGCGUUGCAUUUGUUACGUUAUCCUUGGGUUUCAAUGGAGCUGGAACUAUGACGAAUCUUCAAAAUUCACAAGACCUAGCGCCGAAUUAUGCUGGCACGGUGUACGGAAUCAUCAACUCCAUUGGAACGACAGCUGGUUUCAUCACACCACUCAUUGUUGCUCAUUACACGCAAGAACGGAGUACAAUCGACGAAUGGAGUUCUGUUUUUCUGAUCGGAGCAAUUGCAUACAUUGCACCAGCAAUACUUUUCAUCAUAUUCGGUAGUGGCAAAAUUCAAUAUUGGAAUGAUCUUGAUCUUCCGAAAACGGACGACCAUAAGAGCGAAGAAGAGUCAUCGACGAAGCGGAAAAAUUAAAAAUUCUUUGAACGUAUAAUAUGCGAACAGUAAGUCUCUACGGGGAUCGUGCUAGUCAUUGCUAGUCAAACAUUUGAACAACGUUUUUGUCUUUGUAAUUGAGAAGGUCUCUAAUAAAUGAUAAGUGGUGGUAAA